UUGGCUGUUUCCAGGAGCCGGCCGCCGUGCCGCUGACCAGCCGCGGACCGUACCCUGGAUGGGAACCCUGUUCCCAUCGCCGGCGGCGGAAGCUCCGGGUGGGAGAGGAGCAGAGGCGGUCAGAUGCAGACCAAGUACACGCUGAUAGACGAGCAGGACAUCCCGCUGGUGGAGGGCUACUCCUUCGAGGCCAGGAUGGAAGUGGACGCGGACGGAAACGGGGCUAAGAUCUUCGCGUACGCCUUCGACAAGAACCGGGGAAGGGGCUCGGGCCGGCUGCUGCACGAGUUGCUGUGGGAGCGGCACAGGGGCGGCAUCGCUCCCGGCUUCCAGGUUGUGCAUCUCAACGCGGUGACCGUGGACAAUCGCCUGGACAACCUGCAGCUGGUGCCGUGGGGCUGGCGGCCCAAAGCGGAGGAGACCUCCAGCAAACAGAGGGAGCAGAGCUUGUACUGGCUCGCAAUCCAGCAGCUUCCCACGGACCCCAUCGAGGAGCAGUUCCCCGCGCUGAGCGCCACGCGGUACUACAACGCCAACGGGGACGUGGUGGAGGAGGAGGAGAGCUCCUGCACCUACUACGAGUGCCACUACCCGCCCUGCACGAUGAUCGAGAAGCAGCUCCGGGAGUUCAACAUCUGCGGGCGCUGCCAGGUGGCCCGGUACUGCGGCUCGCAGUGCCAGCAGAAGGACUGGCCCGCCCACAAGAAGCACUGUCGGGAGAAGCGGCGCCCCUUCCAGCAGGAUGAGGCCCAGACCCACUGUCCUGUGGCUGUGGAGCCGACCCAGGGGAUCGCAGCCCAGCUCUGCAGUUCUCGCCUGGACUCACUGAGUGGCCGGCAGCUCCGUGGGGGCUCAGCCGGCACGUCUCAGGCCCUGCCUGUGAACAGCGACCAGGAGGAUGGGAGGUCUACCCCUCACUCACCGGGCUGGGCCUCCGCCCUCCCUGGAGCCACAGAUGUCGGAGCCGGGCCACCUCUGCCCCGUGGCAGCACGCCUUGCACGGCCACCCUGGGGCAGUGA
This is a messenger RNA of Myotis brandtii (Brandt's bat), 1020 nucleotides long. RefSeq names its product zinc finger, MYND-type containing 19 (gene ZMYND19). NCBI's taxonomy places the organism in Eukaryota, Metazoa, Chordata, Mammalia, Chiroptera, Vespertilionidae. The transcript has 7 exons. Bases 124 to 1020 code for a protein of 298 amino acids. The record is from RefSeq and is a predicted model, not a curated record.